AUGAAUUCUACUUAUAAUAUAAGUGAUCCAUUAAAUCUAACAGCGUCUGCUGUCAUCUUGCUCCUUGGAAUAUUUGGAAUUGGAUGCAAUUCCCUUGUAGUUUAUGUAUUCGUAAAAGUUCGUGUUGAAAGAACAUCAUUCAAUUUCAUCUGUGUUUGUCGAGCUGUAUGCAACAUGUUCAUUUUGAUAUGGGGAUUUCUUGGAACAUUUUUGCCAAUCACUUUCUUAAAUAACAUUUUGUUCUCAUAUGAAUACCACACAAUAGUGAUUGGAUCAUGCAACAGUGUCUACACUUCCCUUCAGUUCAGUGGCCUUCUGAUUGCUGCCAAUCGGUUCUGUGCAAUGUUCUUCCCUGUUCUCUAUUCUAAAAUAUUCGGUUUCAAAUUCACAAUUGUUAUCUCAUUUUUUGUAUUUGGAUAUGAAAUUGCAAAAGUCAUUUAUGAAUUCCUGGAUUUUGUGAUACGCUUGAAGUGCUAUCUCAUCUAUUUCCCAGAAGAAUUGGCAUGGGUUCCGAAAAUUCCAAAAGAAUGUCACGAUGGAAUAGAUGCGAAUCUUGACACGACUGCUAUUUUUCUUGGUCUGGUAGUUGCGCUCAAUGUCGCAACAUUCACGAAAAUCUUCCUAUUUUAUAAGUCAACUGAUAUGGAUUCAGAUGAGAUCAAGACAAAAUUGAGGAAGAAUAGAGCUCUGUUUCUGCAAACAAUGAUUCAAGAUGCCAUCAUUCUGGCAGAUAUGUUUUUCACUUUGAGAAUUAGUAGACUGAGCAACGCUCGUGCCUGGUCAUUCUUCUGCGGAACAGUCAUUUGGGAAUGUGUUCAUUCACUUGAUGGACUCAUAAUGUUGUUGUUCAAUGAGCGUUGGUCUCUACUCAAAAGUCAUUUGUUCAAUAUCUCUCAUCCAAAAUCUACAUCGUCAAGAACGACUCAAUCCAGAAUGUUUGGUUCUGAGAAGUGA
Molecule: messenger RNA, 954 nt
Organism: Caenorhabditis remanei
Lineage: Eukaryota; Metazoa; Nematoda; Chromadorea; Rhabditida; Rhabditidae
Exons: 7
Coding region: 1-954 (317 amino acids)
Source: RefSeq, a predicted model, not a curated record